AUGCCUGUGAUGAAGGGAUUAUUGGCGCCGCAGAACACGUUUCUGGACACUAUAGCAACACGGUUUGAUGGCACUCACAGCAACUUCAUCCUGGCCAAUGCUCAGGUGUCGAAGGGUUUUCCCAUCGUCUACUGCUCUGAUGGCUUCUGUGAGCUCACAGGCUUCUCCCGGGCUGAGGUCAUGCAGAAGAGCUGCGCCUGUAAGUUCCUGUACGGACCGGAGACCAGCGAAAGCAUCAUCCUCAGCAUCGACGGCGCCCUGGAGGAGCGCAAGGAGUUUAAGGACGAGAUCAUGUUCUACAAAAAGACAGCUGUGCUGUUCUGGUGCCUGCUGGACAUCGUGCCAAUUAAGAACGAGAAAGGAGACGUGGUUCUCUUUCUGGCUUCGUUUAAGGACAUCACCGACACCAAAGCCAAAGCCAUCCAAGAGGACAAGAAAGAAGAGCGACGGCGCGGCAGGGUGAAAACAGGCUCUCCAUUCAGCUCAGCUCGCAUGCGGAGCAGUACAGUGCUGUACCACAUCUCUGGUCACCUCCACAGCAGAGAGAAGAGCAAGAUUAAACUCAACAAGAAUGUGUUCGGGGAUCCGCCUGCUCUGCCAGAGUACAAGGUAGCAGAUGCCAAGAAGUCCAAAUUCAUCUUACUUCACUACAGCACGCUCAAAGCUGGUUGGGAUUGGCUGAUUCUACUUGCCACAUUCUACGUCGCCGUGACGGUGCCCUACAAUGUGUGCUUCAUCGGUGAUGAUGAUGACCUGACCCGCAGCACAACUGUCAGUGAUAUUGCAGUGGAGAUACUGUUCAUCAUAGAUAUUGUUUUUAAUUUCCGCACAAGUUACGUCAGCAAGUCGGGCCAGGUGAUCUUUGACGCUCGACAGAUCUGCAUCCAUUACCUGACCACAUGGUUCAUCAUCGACCUGGUGGCCGCGCUGCCCUUUGACCUGCUCUAUGCCUUCAAAGUCAGCGUGGUGUCUGUGGUCCACCUGUUAAAAACGGUACGUCUGCUGCGUUUGCUGCGGCUGCUCCAGAAGAUGGACCGCUACUCGCAGCACAGCACCGUGGUCCUGACGCUGCUGAUGUCCAUGUUCGCCCUGCUGGCACACUGGAUGGCCUGCAUCUGGUACAUAAUCGGCAAGAUGGAGAUGGAGGCCAACGCCUACAACUGGGAUAUCGGAUGGCUCCAUGAGCUGGGGAAGCGCCUGGAGUCGCCGUACUACGGCAUCGGAGGUGUGAACGGGACCGGCAGCGGCCUCUCCAUCCGCAGCGUCUACGUCGCCUCACUCUACUUCACCCUCAGCAGUCUGACCAGCGUGGGCUUCGGCAACGUGUCAGCCAACACCGACACCGAGAAGAUCUUCUCAAUUUGCGUCAUGCUUAUCGGAGCGCUGAUGCACGCCUUGGUCUUUGGUAAUGUGACAGCCAUUAUCCAGAGGAUGUACUCACGCUGGUCCCAGUACCACACCAGAACCAAAGACCUUAAGGACUUCAUACGUGUCCACCAUCUGCCACAGAGCCUCAAACAGCGAAUGUUGGAGUAUUUUCAAACGACCUGGUCGGUCAACAACGGCAUCGACUGUAACGAGCUUCUGAAGGACUUCCCGGACGAGCUGCGAUCCGACAUCACCAUGCACCUUAACAAGGAGAUCCUGGAGCUGUCGCUGUUUGCCUCUGCCAGUCGCGGCUGCCUGCGCUCCCUGUCGCUGCACAUCAAGACCUCCUUCUGCGCUCCCGGAGAGUACCUCCUCCGACAGGGCGACGCUCUCCAGGCCAUCUUCUUCGUCUGCUCGGGGUCCAUGGAGGUGCUGAAAGAUGGCAUGGUGCUGGCCAUCCUGGGUAAAGGCGACCUGAUCGGGGCGAACCUGUCCUUAGAUGACCGAGUGAUAAAAACCAAUGCGGAUGUGAAAGCCCUGACCUACUGUGACCUGCAGUGUAUUAACCUGAAGGGGCUGUACGAGGUGCUGGACCUCUACCCUGAAUACUCGCACCACUUCGUCCAGGACAUCCAGCAGGACCUCACAUAUAACUUGAGGGAGGGACACGAGACACAUGUUAAGGCCAGACUGUCUACAACAGCUCUAGAUACUCAGUCAGGGGCGGGAAGGAACGGACGAGUGGUUCAGGGAUAUCCGCCCAUCGUCGAGGCACAGGGGCGACAUGAGGAAGAGGACGAGGAGGAGGAAGACGAGGCCACGUCUGUACUUCUGUCCUCAGAGCGGAGCCAGCCGGCGGACCUCAGGGACACGGCUGGGAAGUCUCCACUGAGCCAGAAGACCACGGGACAGAGCUCCGGGAGGUCUCGGAGGAAGAUCCAGGAAAUUACUCUCACCACGUUAGACCCCUCCAACCUCAGCCCCAGGAUAGUGGACGGUACUGAAGACAGUGAGGGGACGGAAAGUUCCCUGGCCUUCUCCUUCUCUACCAGCCAAAGCUGUCCCGUCAACGAACCAACCAGUGCCUCAGCAUCUGCCACAGAUAUGCUGCAGAUCAGCACAGCGGAGCUAGCAGCUAAAGCAGAGGAGACCAGAGGACAACUGCAACGCCUCGACCAGCAGGUGAGCACCCUUGGGAGGGAAGUGUCCGACCUUGGACAAGUCAUGAAGAGAAUGGCCCAACUCAUGGAGACCCUCAUGUCAUCUGUGCCACAGCCGACAGUAGUCUGCCCCACGCACUACUCCCCAGCACACCACACAUUCCACACGCCCCGUCCUAACCCCCCUCAGUCUUACCCUUCACCAUCCUCCUCUCAGACUGCCUCCAUCUGGAUGGACACGCCCAUGUCAUUGCCCUCUUCUCCCGCCAUUAUCCCUCAGCAGCAUGGUGCGAUGUGCCACAAGGACUCCCAAAUGCAUAGACCCCAGGACCUGCAGCUGGGGCACCCUGCUAUACCCAGCUCAUCUUUACUUCCAGCUCCAAACUCAUCAGUCCUUCAAUUACAGCCCAUCAUCGCAGAGCCUCACCUGCCUUCCUCCCCCCUCAGCUCACCAGAGAUUUCCCACUACAAAGACGGGGUUUCUGGCUCCAUCAGGUCAAGGGUACACAGUUCCCCCCCGCGGGAUGGGGGAGAUGAGGGCCACCAGAGCUCUGGGUGUUCUCCACCAACUGGACUUGGGGGGAACUACCACAACCCAACCAAGGGUUUGUAG
Messenger RNA from Chelmon rostratus (copperband butterflyfish), 3141 nucleotides. RefSeq names its product potassium voltage-gated channel, subfamily H (eag-related), member 8 (gene kcnh8). The transcript is spliced from 16 exons. Lineage: Eukaryota; Metazoa; Chordata; Actinopteri; Chaetodontiformes; Chaetodontidae. Gene Ontology annotation, molecular function: voltage-gated potassium channel activity. Gene Ontology annotation, cellular component: membrane. Bases 1 to 3141 code for a protein of 1046 amino acids. The record is from RefSeq and is a predicted model, not a curated record. Gene Ontology annotation, biological process: potassium ion transmembrane transport; regulation of membrane potential.